AUGAGUCAUGUGUCGGGUUGCGAUGGUGAGGCAUCUUUAGAGCCAUCUGGGUAUAGAGUAGUGAAUUUGAGCACUGCUGCGAAUGUUCAUGGACUACAUGUGUUAGUUGAUUAUAUAGUUGAAGUGAAUGGCCAGCCUGUGGACGGAAGCCUGCCAUUGGGGGUUCUGCUGGCUGGUACGAAGGGACCAACUGCGGAAGUCAUGAUUUAUAACUUGAUAGAGAACUCCGUGCGGUCAGUGGGUAUAAUCCGAAAUCCCAUGGGUCAAUUCUCAUUGGGAGCCACGGUGCGUUAUGAGUAUAUACAAGAAGCAGUUGAAAACGCCGUGAAGGUGAUUAGUGUCAAGAAGGAUUAUCCCGGGGAUGAGGCAGGGCUAGUUGCUGGGGAUGACUAUUUAAUAGCACUGGGCUCUGGAGAAACGCUGAAUGGCACAGCUCCUUUGUACAAAGCCGUACAGGCAUUGGACCCCUCCAAGUUAGAGGGAGUGUCCGUAUACGCGUUUAGUGUUCGCGAGAGUACUGUGAGACGGGUGGAACUAAUUCCCCGGAUGGAGCCGAAUAAUCGGUACGUGCUCGGAAUUGAGCUAGAAGAAACGAGCUUACCUCUAGAAGAAAUAAAAGGACAGUCAUCGACGGUACAACCCUGGCAGCUCCUUCAAAGCAAACGAGAAAUUGGUACACAGACAGAGGAGUUGUCAUCCCAAUUGUUCCAAUACGUCAUGUCGACUAAUUGCUAG
Messenger RNA from Gregarina niphandrodes, 735 nucleotides. RefSeq names its product GRASP55/65 PDZ-like domain protein. Gene Ontology annotation, biological process: Golgi organization. The record is from RefSeq and is a predicted model, not a curated record. The transcript has 2 exons. Bases 1 to 735 code for a protein of 244 amino acids. Gene Ontology annotation, cellular component: Golgi apparatus. Gene Ontology annotation, molecular function: protein binding. Lineage: Eukaryota; Apicomplexa; Conoidasida; Eugregarinorida; Gregarinidae.